AGAAUCCUUGGAUGAACUGUGGGACCCUUCCUUCUAGCCCUGUGGUUUGGAACCAGUGGCUUUGGGACUGUGAGAGGAUGGACAAAGAUUCUCAGGGGCUACUAGAUUCAUCCCUGAUGGCAUCAGGCACUGCCAGCUGCUCAGAGGAUGAGGAGCCACUGGCAGGGCAGAAGCGGGCCUCCUCACAGGUUUUGGGCACCAUCCCUAAAUGGAGAAGCUCCUCCAGGUUCAUCAAGAGAAAGAAGUUUGACGAUGAGCUGGUGGAGAGCAGCCUGGCUAAGUCCUCUACCCGGGCAAAGGGGGCAGGUGGGGUGGAACCAGGGCGCUGUUCAGGGAGUGAACCAUCCUCCAGUGAGAAGAAGGUGUCCAAGGCCCCCAGCACCCCUGUGCCACCCAGCCCAGCCCCAGCCCCUGGACUCACCAAACGUGUGAAGAAGAGCAAACAGCCACUCCAGGUGACCAAGGAUCUGGGCCACUGGAAGCCUGCGGACGACCUCCUGCUCAUCAAUGCCAUGUUGCAGACCAAUGACCUGACAUCUGUCCACCUGGGCGUGAAGUUCAGCUGCCGCUUCACCCUGUGGGAAGUCCAGGAGCGCUGGUACGCCCUGCUCUACGAUCCUGUCAUCUCCAAGCUGGCCUGCCAGGCCAUGAGACAGCUGCACACAGAGGCCAUUGCUGCUAUCCAGAGCAAGGCCCUGUUUAGCAAGGCUGAAGAGCAGCUGCUGAGAAAAAUGGGAUCGACCAGCCAGCCCACCUUGGAGACCUUCCAGGACCUGCUGCACAGACACCCUGAUGCCUUCUACCUGGCCCAUACUGCCAAGGCUCUGCAGGCCCACUGACAGCUCAUAAAGAAGUAUUACCUGUCGGAGGACCAGACAGUGCAGCCGCUGCCCAAGGGGGACCAAGUGCUGAAUUUCUCUGAUGCAGAAGACUUGAUUGAUGACAGUAAGCUCAAGGACAUGCGAGAUGAAGUCCUAGAACAUGAGCUGACAGUGGCUGACCGGCACCAGAAACGAGACAUUCGGCAGCUGGAACAGGAACUGCAUAAGUGGCAGGUGCUAGUAGAUAGCAUCACAGGCAUGAGCUCUCCGGACUUUGGCAACCAGACCCUGGCAGUGCCGCGGGGCCGCAUGGUGCGGUACCUCAUGCCCUUGAGAGAGGUCACCCUAGGCAGAGCAACCAAGGAUAACCAGAUUGACGUGGACCUGUCUCUGGAGGGUCCGGCCUGGAAGAUCUCCCAGAAGCAAGGUGUCAUCAAGCUGAAGAACAACGGUGAUUUCUUCAUUGCCAAUGAGGGCCGGCGGCCCAUCUACAUCGAUGGACGACCUGUGCUGUGUGGCUCCAAAUGGUGCCUUAGCAACAACUCCGUGGUGGAGAUUGCCAGCCUGCGAUUCAUCUUCCUCAUCAACCAGGACCUCAUUGCCCUUAUUCGGGCCUAGACUGCCAAGAUCACGCCACAGUGAGAAGUGGUGGCAGGA
Physeter macrocephalus (sperm whale) is the source of this 1478-nucleotide messenger RNA. RefSeq names its product microspherule protein 1-like. Lineage: Eukaryota; Metazoa; Chordata; Mammalia; Artiodactyla; Physeteridae. The record is from RefSeq and is a predicted model, not a curated record. Gene Ontology annotation, cellular component: MLL1 complex; NSL complex; Ino80 complex. Gene Ontology annotation, molecular function: G-quadruplex RNA binding; protein binding. The transcript has a single exon. Gene Ontology annotation, biological process: positive regulation of transcription by RNA polymerase II.